UGCAGCAUUUGGCAGCAGUGGUGGGCUAUGCUUCGACUUUGAUGUAUUUAGACUUAGUGCUGGAAUGUACUAAAACCCUACAGACAUCUCAUGUGAGACUUGGAACAGUAUCGAAAGACCUGUCUAUCUUGUCUGGCGGCCGUUACGGCUCAGGGAACACCUUGUUGUAUGGCCAGUAAAUGGUCAGCAACGAUGUCGGACAUACAAGCUAUAGCCAGUGGAAAUAUGGUUACGUCCAACUACUACUACGACAGCGACAACAUGGCCACCGCCAUCCAGUACUACGAGUUUGGAACCCCAACGCCUGUAUUGAGGAACAGGGUUGUUACAUCAUACUCCAAGAAUGUACGUUACAACAUUGACGCUGACGGCACAUGCACAAAAGAAGACAUCUCAGAUACCAUGGUCCCAAAGUGCAUCCCAGCCACGGCUACUUACCUUGGUUCUAACUACGUUGGUACUGAGGAAAAUGGGCUGAAGUAUGAUGGCUGGCAGAUACCUCUGGGUAGCCUCAACAUCACUGUCAGCUUCUCCAACCCCGACUGCAUCCCAAUAGUUCAGGCUGUCACUGGCACAGCAUCAUCAUCUCCAGUUAAUUUAGCUCUCUUCUUCAACGGAUACAAGGUCGGCAUUACCAAUCCUGCUGCCUUCGACGUCCCAAUUUCUUGUUAGACCAGGAAAUACGGUAAUCACAAUUCACCGUUGAUCCCAGGUUAAUGUCCAUUUCAAUUCAGCAGCUUGGUCUUUCAUGUAAAUAUGAACAGAAAUGAAUACUAGUAUGUAUCUGUGACAUAGUUGCUCUGA
Haliotis rubra (blacklip abalone) is the source of this 804-nucleotide messenger RNA. RefSeq lists its product as uncharacterized. Gene Ontology annotation, cellular component: extracellular region; lysosome. The transcript is spliced from 6 exons. Gene Ontology annotation, molecular function: calcium ion binding. Bases 169 to 672 code for a protein of 167 amino acids. The record is from RefSeq and is a predicted model, not a curated record. NCBI's taxonomy places the organism in Eukaryota, Metazoa, Mollusca, Gastropoda, Lepetellida, Haliotidae. Gene Ontology annotation, biological process: cell-matrix adhesion.